Messenger RNA from Mesitornis unicolor (brown roatelo), 1198 nucleotides. Its product is annotated as cytochrome b-c1 complex subunit 1, mitochondrial-like. Lineage: Eukaryota; Metazoa; Chordata; Aves; Mesitornithiformes; Mesitornithidae. The transcript has 9 exons. The annotation marks the transcript as partial. Gene Ontology annotation, molecular function: metal ion binding. The record is from RefSeq and is a predicted model, not a curated record. Gene Ontology annotation, cellular component: mitochondrion.
UUGUCGAGCUUCUGGCUGACAUUGUGCAGAACUGCGCGCUGGAGGAGUCUCAGAUCGAGAAGGAACGGGGUGUCAUCCUUCAGGAGCUGAAAGAAAUCGACAGCAGCUUGGUGGAUGUUACCUUUGAUUACCUUCAUGCCACUGCUUACCAGGGGACUCCGCUGGCCCACACUGUCGAGGGGACCACAGAGAACAUCAGGCAUCUGAGUCGAUCAGAUCUCGCUUCAUAUGUUGAUACUCACUUCAAGGCACCUCGUAUGGUCCUGGCAGCUGCUGGAGGUAUUUCCCACAAAGAGCUGGUAGAUGUAGCCAAGCAACACUUCAGUGGAGUGCCGUUUACAUACAAAGAUGAUGCUGUGCCGGCCCUCCCGCGCUGUCGCUUCACCGGGAGUGAGAUCCGUGCCAGAGAUGAUGAUCUGCCCGUUGCCCAUAUUGCUCUUGCCGUGGAGGGGCCAGGAUGGGCUGAUCCAGACAACGUUGUCCUCCAUGUGGCUAACGCUAUCAUUGGCCGCUAUGACCGCACAUUUGGAGGUGGCAAGAAUCAGUCCAGCAGGCUGGCUACGCUUGCUGUGGAGCAUAAUCUGUGCCACAGUUUCCAGACAUUCAACACUUCUUACUCUGAUACUGGCCUCUUUGGUUUCCAUUUUGUUUCCGACCCUCUCUCCAUAGAUGACAUGCUGUAUUGUGCUCAGGGGGAGUGGAUGCGUGUGUGCACUAGUACCACAGAGUCAGAGGUGAAGAGAGCCAAGAACUAUCUCCGAAAUGCCUUGGUGGCUCAACUCGAUGGCACUACCCCGGUGUGUGAGAAUAUUGGGAGCCAUCUCUUAAACUACGGACGCCGUAUCCCUUUGGAGGAAUGGGAUGCCAGGAUUUCUGCUGUUGAUGCAAGAAUGGUGAGAGAUGUCUGCAGUAAAUACAUCUAUGACAAAUGCCCGGCAGUUGCAGCAGUUGGUCCCAUUGAACAGCUCUUGGAUUACAACCGUAUUCGCAGUGCCAUGUAUUGGAUCCGUUUGUAGGAUGUUUUCCUGCAGAAUGGAAACAGUGGAGCUGUGGACUGUGACAGGUUCCCCCUGGCUCUGAAUGUCUUGUGCACCAGGGGCAAGAUGAGUCCCAUCAAAGUGGUUGUCUUCUUGGUGUUAAAUGUAUAAAAAUAACUAAUAAAUAUAUCCUAUGUCGAGUUGGUUCUGCUUGGAGUCAA